Salvelinus sp. IW2-2015 is the source of this 1247-nucleotide messenger RNA. Its product is annotated as dnaJ homolog subfamily B member 4-like. Gene Ontology annotation, molecular function: protein-folding chaperone binding. Gene Ontology annotation, cellular component: cytosol. Gene Ontology annotation, biological process: negative regulation of transcription by RNA polymerase II. Lineage: Eukaryota; Metazoa; Chordata; Actinopteri; Salmoniformes; Salmonidae. The record is from RefSeq and is a predicted model, not a curated record.
GCAACGCAAGACGGUGGGCCGAACGCAGGAGAGGGAGCCACGGCUAUUUAAAGGGAGUCUAACGGGGGAGGGUGGUGGAUAAAUAACCCAGGAUCCACAGCGCUGAGUAACGACUCUAAACAUCGCUACAUCACAUCCCAUUCUCCAGCUUCUCACGAUUCAACCUCCUCUGUCUCCGUGUCUAUCUACUAGAUAUUGUCGUUUAGAGUGGCAGAGAGAAGCGGUUAGUUUUUUUUUUUCUUCUUCGCUUCCUCAGAGGGGUUUUUCUCUGGUCUCUCCUCUCCUGGAUAUAUAUUCCCCAUCAAACCAACAGACAGCUUCCGUAGAGCAGCUGCAGCUUCUCUUUAGCUACUGCGAGGAGCCGCUUCGGGGGGAACUAUGGGGAAAGAUUAUUAUAAAAUCCUGGGGAUAGUGAAAGGAGCGGCUGACGAGGACAUUAAAAAGGCGUACAGAAAACAGGCUCUGAAAUGGCACCCGGACAAAAACAAGGCGUCCAACGCGGAGGAGAAAUUCAAGGAGAUCGCGGAGGCAUAUGAAGUCCUCAGUGAUCCGAAGAAAAGAGAGAUAUAUGAUCAGUAUGGAGAAGAAGGUCUCAAAGGAGGUGGCGGCCCCGGCAACGGUCCUGACGGACAGGGCAGCAACUUCACAUCUUACACGUUCCACGGCGACCCCCACGCCACCUUUGCCACCUUCUUCGGCGGCGCCAACCCCUUCGAGAUGUUCUUCGGCCGUAAGGCCAACGGGCGCGGUCCCGGCGGCGGGGACGACGAGGACAUGGAGGUGGACGGCAAUGACCCGUUCGGCUCCUUCACCUCGUUUAAUCUCAACGGGUUCCCUCGGGACCGCCACGUGGGGCUGGGCGGGCAGCAGAGGAGGAAGCAGGACCCGGCKGUUCAUCACGAGCUGCGGGUAUCGCUGGAGGAAGUGUUUCACGGUUGCACCAAGAGGAUGAAGAUCAGCAGGAAGAGGAUGAACCCUGACGGACGGACCAUGAGGACGGAGGAUAAGAUUCUCACCAUAGAGAUUAAGAGAGGGUGGAAGGAGGGAACCAAGAUCACGUUCCCCAGAGAAGGAGACGAGUCGCCCAAUACGAUCCCUGCUGAUAUUGUGUUCGUCAUUAAGGACAAGCCACAUGCACAUUUUAGGAGGGAGGGGUCGGACAUCGUGUACCCGGUGAAAGUUAGUCUACGACAGUCGUUGUGUGGUGCUCGGUGACGGUGUCUACGAAUAGACGGGAAAACGUGUAA